AUGGUCAAGGUGGCGCUCCGCGCCAAGGGCCUCGCCUGGACGGCGCUGCCGGCCAAGCCCUGCGCUGGCGGCGGGGACGCGGCCGCUGCCGCGGGGUUCGGCGGCCGCGCGCCCCUGGGCAAGAUCCCGGCGCUGCUGAUAGUGGAGCCACGGGCGGGGGCGGACUCACAGGAUGCAGAGGCGGUGCUGUAUGAGUCGGAGGUUAUCAACGAAUGGCUGGACGAGGCCUUCCCCCAGCCCCCCCUGAUGCCGCACCACCCCCUGCAGCGCGCCAAGGUGCGCCUGGUGUCGCGCUUCCACGACCUGUACCUGGAGCCGGCCCUGCGCAGACUCUACCCCCUGGUGCGCCCCAGCCCCGACGCAGCGGCGGUGUCGGCCGCCGCCGCCGAGUUCUACUCCCGGCUGGCCCAGCUAGAGGAAAUCUUGGUGCGGGGCGGGGACGGCGCUGAGUCAUGCGCCGCUGAUGACCUCCCAAACGGCAGCGGUGGCGCCGGCGCCGGCGGCGCGGACGGAGCAGGACCGGCGGGGGCCACAAGGCACGGCGGCGGGUACGCUGUGGGCGGCACGCUGACACUCGCAGACUGCGGCUACCCUGCGCUGCUGCAUUACGCGGACAUCAUCUUCCCUGAGAUUGGGCUGGGCCCGGUGGACUACGCGCGGACGCCGCGCGUGGCGGCGUGGCGGGGAGUGCUACUGGGCGACCCACAUGUUCAGGAGGUUCUGGGGGAACUGGCGCCGGCGGCGCAGGAGUGGGUGGACUCGAAGAUGGGGCGGCUGUGA
Molecule: messenger RNA, 780 nt
Organism: Monoraphidium neglectum
Lineage: Eukaryota; Viridiplantae; Chlorophyta; Chlorophyceae; Sphaeropleales; Selenastraceae
Exons: 4
Coding region: 1-780 (259 amino acids)
Cellular component (GO): cytoplasm
Source: RefSeq, a predicted model, not a curated record